Bipolaris maydis ATCC 48331 is the source of this 1731-nucleotide messenger RNA. The record is from RefSeq and is a predicted model, not a curated record. Lineage: Eukaryota; Fungi; Ascomycota; Dothideomycetes; Pleosporales; Pleosporaceae.
AUGAACGUCGAAGAUAGACCGCGACAUCGCCAGCGACUGCGUAUCGCAUGUGAUUCGUGUCGAGAGCGCAAAAGAAAAUGUGAUGGAGGACGACCUUGCAAUAUGUGCCUCGGUUAUGGAUACGAAUGCUCCUAUCGUUCAACACCGCGCAGCCGGCAAUCUCAAAGACACUCAGUCCGGGCCCAGAGCAUAGUGGUACAGGAAGCAAGCCCAACACCUGCUGCAGGGACGUCAUCACUACACUUAGAUGGUCACCAACCAGUCCAACCGGCCCAGCAACUUCAGCAGCAAGUCUCAGAGGAUCAUGACCAGCAAGAAUUAGGCAAUGACCACCAGCACUCACCCGCAUACCUACGAUCCAUCGAGAGCAACUCUGGAGCGGCUUUUGCACGCCUGCUUACGAUGACACUCGAAUCAUCUGAUCAGAGUGCUUCUCCAUUGCGAAUGCUCGCAUGGAACUUGUUUCUGGGAGAAAGACAAGCAGCGAUGCCGGUACAGCAAGAGACUCUUACAGACAUUCUAUCAGAACCAGAGAUGCGACAUUUAGCUAGCAUCUACUUUGAAAAGUUCCAUCCAUGUUAUAGCUUUGUUGAUAAGGACAUGCUGCUCCAGAGUAUAUCCAAAAAUUGGAGCCAGCAAAAAACACAUAAUGCGCUGGAAGCCCUUUUGAGUGGUGUCGGUGCCCUCGCACUCCUGUUUUCGAAUGCUCAAGACGUAGAAACUGAAUCGAGACUCGCUUCACUUGCUAAACGUCUGCUGGACCCACCAUGUGCUGAUACUCCAUCACUAUAUAGUGCUACUGCAUGGGUGCUUCGCACUGCAUAUCUACGGAUAACAGCAAAGCCAGAGGAGGCAUGGUUAGCAAGCUGUAGCGCUCUCCACAUUAUUGAUGCUGCAGGACUGAUGAACCGUACCAGCCGGAGUAGUGCCUUCAUCACAUCUCAAGGCCCAGUCAGUCUUCAUCUUCGGAAAAGGGUGAUUGGUGUAGCACAACACCUGAACAUAUGGAUGUCAUAUGACCUAGGUCGGAGUCGUGUGUCUCUGCCUAAUUUUGACAAUACCCCACCGACUCCGCAAGCUGGAGAAUUUACGGCGGAAUUGCUGGAUCUCCUACCAUACUCACAGGACCUGGACCCGACUAACGAACUAAGUGUGGACCGGCUUGUUAAAGCAUUGGUGAACGUCUUGGAGCGAACACAUACCGAACCACCAUCUGUACUAGCACAGUGCAACUUGAUGCUGUGCAUCCAUCGUAGGCUUCAUGCCUCGAAGCUCGAGAUAUCCGAGAGCCUCAUGACCAAGGUUCUCAGUUUGAUUCAGAAAAGUAUCCAAGCCGUUCGAGCCCACAUUACAGCACAUCUUCCCUGGCACCACGUAGCUAAUAUCCCGUUCCAGGCAGUGUGCACACUCCUCGUUAUCGAUACUGCACAGUCUUUUUCACUUUUGUCUGAGGCUCUGGCUUGUGUCAUCGCCGUGAAUGAAGCGUACCCAACUGAAGCGACGCGAGAAGCUGCUGUUGCUGCAUGUUCCUUGCUCCGGCUGCACCGAAGCCGAAGGGAAGCAGAGAUCAAGAAGCAUUCUGACAUGCUUGGCCUAUACCCUUCUGUAGAUUUUGUCUUGCAGGAGAAACAUGGUGAUCCUCUAAGCAGCGAAUCUCUGCAAGAAUUUUCUUGGUUCAAUGAGUUUUUAGUUAAUUCGGAUCUAGUGUCAGGUCUUGAUCCGUUCAUUUAA